Molecule: messenger RNA, 1872 nt
Organism: Hydra vulgaris (swiftwater hydra)
Lineage: Eukaryota; Metazoa; Cnidaria; Hydrozoa; Anthoathecata; Hydridae
Product: phosphonopyruvate decarboxylase
Biological process (GO): organic phosphonate biosynthetic process
Molecular function (GO): phosphonopyruvate decarboxylase activity; magnesium ion binding; thiamine pyrophosphate binding
Source: RefSeq, a predicted model, not a curated record
GAAUGUCACAUAAUUUAAAUAAGUAUAAAAUAAAAAUCGGGUUUCGUAUUUUUAUGCUCAACAUCUUUUGUUUAUGGAGUAGUGAAAUUGGUUGGAUCGGUAAUAAAUGGCUUUAAGAUCAAUUUUUUUUUUCCGAUCUGUUGGAAAUCAGAUAAAUGCUGUUAAAGUAAUAGAACGAUUUCUAUCAUUAUCAGCCUCAAAUAGCUAUAAAGAAGGGCAAGACCAAUUAAGCAUACAAAAAAGUAGAAAUGAUGAUGCUGGAAGCUACACAGAGUUAGUUCGAGACUUUCUUGAUCCAUCAGAAUUUCACAGAGCUGUUCGUAAACAAGGGAUAAGUUUUUUUACUGGUGUUCCAGAUUCUUUACUGAAAGAUUAUUGUGCUUAUGUCACUGCAAAUGAAGCUGAAGGUUCUCAUGUAAUAUCUGCCAAUGAGGGCUCAGCUGUUGCACUUGCUGCUGGAUAUCAUUUUGCAACUGGGAGAACUGCUUUAGUUUAUUUACAGAACUCAGGUCUUGGAAAUAUUGUUAAUCCUAUGAUGUCUCUUGCCACACCAUCUGUAUACAGUGUUCCAAUGCUGUUGUUGUUAGGAUGGCGAGGUGAACCUGGAAAACGAGAUGAACCUCAACAUGUCACAAUGGGUCAAGCAACACCUGGAAUUCUUGCGGCUUGUGGUAUUCCAUUUCAAAUUCUUCCAGAUUACUUAGAGGGUGCUGAACAAGUACUUUACUCAGCCAGAAAACACAUGGAAGUUUCAAAAGGACCUUACUGUUUACUUGUUAAACGUCAAACUUUUUUACCUUACAAAAUGAAGUACCCACCAUCAAUUUUUGAAGAAAUGCCUUUAAAUCGUGAAGGAGCAAUUGAAGAGAUAGUUAAAUGUUUGCAUGAUCGUGAUGUUGUUGUUGGAACAACUGGAAUGUUGAGUCGGGAACUUUUUGAGAUUCGUGAAAAACAGUUUAAUGGUCAUGAAAAAGAUUUUUUAACUGUUGGAAGUAUGGGGCAUGCUUCUGCUAUUGCUUUAGGAAUUGCUUUAAAAAAGCCCAAAAGACAGGUAUUUUGUUUGGAUGGAGAUGGAGCAUGCAUUAUGCACAUGGGCAAUAUGUCAACUAUUGGAAAUUGUUCUCUUCCAAAUUACAAUCAUAUAGUAAUUAAUAAUGGUGCACAUGAUUCAGUUGGUGGUCAACCAACAGAUGCACUUAACAAUGAAAGAUUUAACAUUUGCCAAGUAGCUUUAGGACUGGGUUACAAAAAAGCAACUUCAGUAUCUACGCCCGAAGAAAUUCGAGAAUCGGUAUUAGCGAUGCGAUCAAUGCAAGGACCUGUUCUUCUAGAAAUUAAAGUUAAAAAAGGUAGUAGAAAAGAUUUAGGCCGACCUACAAGGACACCUAUUCAGAACAAAGCUGAUUUUAUGCAUUUCUUAGCUAUAGAUUAGAUUAAUUUUCAAAUUUAGAAUAUAAAAGCAUAACAUCUAAUACUAAGUCAAAAUAAAUUAAAAUAAAAAUUGUUAUAUAAAUAAUAUUUAUAAAUAGAAUAAAUAUUCUUUAAUCCUCUUCUUUUAAAUCUAAUGUUAGCCGUUUGUUUUAUUUUUAGAAAAAUCUUAAAUUAUGAUCUAAUUAAAAUGAAAUCUUUUUUUCUUAAAAUUCAGUAUGCGAUUUUGUCUGCACCUUGUGUCUUUUUCGUUUUUUUUUUUUAAUUUAUCUUUUAAAAUAAUAAAAACUGUUUGUAACGUUCACUCGAAAAAACUGUAAAAGCUUUGCUAUCUGCAUUGAUAGAAUUUGAUAGCAUAAUUAUUUUUAUUAUGGCAUUGAUAUAUAGGUAGUAUAGAUGUCAUUAGUAGUAUUGAAAUGUUUGUACUUUAAUUACUAAAAAUGA